UAUUUGUAGAGAGAUAGUUGAAGUUGAAGCGGUUGAUGGGAAAUCGAAUUGGUUUUGUGUAAAAUUUACGUUCUAUGGCCAAGUUUUUCUAAAUGUUAAGAAAAACUUAUCUAAAUCUAAGUAAAUAGACGGAAAGCUGGUGGUGUAACUGGAUAAAAGAUCGAAUUGAAAUAUUUAUAAUAAUUAAUUUGGACGACGGCACCCUCUCAUAAAAAAUAACAAUAUAAGUGCAAACUAAAGUGAAUCAGCAAAAAUCACUAAAAGAUAUUCGGACUUCUCUUCCUUGCAGCUGCUAUUAAUUUAUGUAUAUGAUUUAUUGGUAAGACGCCAUCGACGUCGCGUACCAAUGUUUUCUUUCGUACAAAUGAACUUCAGCGCUCUAUCGGUACUUCUGUCAAGAGUGUGGACAUGCAUCUGUUUUAUGUUCAAUAGACAAGUUCGCUCGAUUGUACAAUAUCAACCAGUCAAAUAUGAACUCUUCCCACUGUCGCCGGUGUCACGGCAUCGGCUUAGUAUCGUGCAGCGGAAAACGCUUGUGCUGGAUCUGGACGAGACGCUUAUCCAUUCACAUCACAGCGCAAUGUCAAGAAAUACCGUUAAGCCGGGCACACCACAUGACUUUACAGUGAAAGUAAUUAUUGAUCACCAUCCGGUACGUUUCUUCGUUCAUAAACGGCCUCAUGUCGACUAUUUUUUGGACGUGGUUUCACAGUGGUAUGAUCUAGUUAUAUUUACAGCCAGUAUGGAGAUAUAUGGGGCAGCAGUUGCUGAUAAACUGGACAACGGACGCAAUAUUUUGCGCCGGCGCUAUUACCGUCAGCAUUGUACGCCUGAUUUCAGUUCUUAUACCAAAGAUUUAUCUGCUAUCUGCAAUGACUUGAAUAGAAUAUUCAUAAUUGACAAUUCCCCUGGUGCAUAUCGUUGCUUUCCUAAUAACGCGAUACCAAUCAAGAGUUGGUUCUCGGAUCCAAUGGAUGUUGCGUUGCUAUCACUACUUCCAAUGUUGGAUGCCUUGAGAUUUACAAAGGACGUGCGUUCGGUUUUGUCAAGAAACUUACAUUUGCAUCGUUUAUGGUAGCAGUUUUACAGAUUGAAAAUUUGGUGCUGUGACGCUUAAACGAAGUUUUAGUUUGUUUUAUAUGAUAAGCAUUAUAAAACGAAAGGAAGGCAAAUACAAAAACAGAAUUUUUGACAUACAUGAA
Messenger RNA from Anastrepha obliqua, 1202 nucleotides. RefSeq names its product CTD nuclear envelope phosphatase 1 homolog (gene Dd). The transcript is spliced from 6 exons. Gene Ontology annotation, molecular function: protein serine/threonine phosphatase activity. The record is from RefSeq and is a predicted model, not a curated record. NCBI's taxonomy places the organism in Eukaryota, Metazoa, Arthropoda, Insecta, Diptera, Tephritidae. The coding region runs from base 347 to 1078 and encodes 243 amino acids.